This is a messenger RNA of Photinus pyralis (common eastern firefly), 1458 nucleotides long. Its product is annotated as juvenile hormone acid O-methyltransferase-like. The transcript is spliced from 3 exons. The coding region runs from base 135 to 962 and encodes 275 amino acids. The record is from RefSeq and is a predicted model, not a curated record. NCBI's taxonomy places the organism in Eukaryota, Metazoa, Arthropoda, Insecta, Coleoptera, Lampyridae.
UAAAUAAAUUCAGUGCCCCAGAAGGCACAGCGAUAAAUCUAUGCUGAUGUGGAACCGAGUAUAAAUACCGUUAUCGGCGUUCAUUGCAAUCAAAAAGUACUUAGCUUGAUAUUUGUAAGAUUACUAGACUAACCAUGAGCAAGGCAGAACUUUAUGUGGAACUCAGUAAAUUAAAUGAAAAGGACGGCGAGCGUGUUUUAAAAAAAUGUGCAGAGAUUGUCGAGUGGAGGGAGGACUGCGCCGUUUUGGACAUCGGGUGCGGACCGGGAAACGUAACCCACAAUGUGAUCGUGCCAGCCCUUCCCAAAGCGGCGCUUAUCGUCGGGAUUGACAAACAGCUUGCGGUGGUCGAUUACGCAAACGCAAAGUACGCCACCAACGAACCCAGGAUAAAGUUCGAGGCAGUGGACAUCGUCUCCGAUGGCGGCUUCGUUGCGAAUCACCGGGAAGACUUUCACCACAUCUUCUCGUUUUACUGCCUUCAAUUCGUGAGGGAAUUAGAGCUUGCUCUAAGGAACAUCUACACCAUGUUGAAGCCGGGUGGAAGUUUCGCCUUCAUAUGCUCGGUGCACAACGACUUCUUCUCGAUAAUGGCGCACAUGGCCAAAAUGGAAAAGUGGACCCCGCAUAUUUCCCAAUACGAAAACUAUUUAUACCCCUACGAGUCGACCCCACACCCUGACGAAGAAAUCCGAUCGCUACUGCUGAAAGUGGGCUUUCAGGUGAUGGAUCUCACCAUGAAUCCGCAACGCUGGAAGAUGCCAUUCGCCGAUGCUUCAGAAUUUAUCGUUUGUCGAAUCCCAUUCGAACUUCCCGGCGAGAUCCAGCGUGAAUUCGUUUUGGAGUCGGCAGAUGCAAUUCGAAGCUUGAAAAUGAACGAAGUUGAUGAGAAUGGAACGGAAUUCUUCAACUAUAAACUUACUGCAUUGGAGUGUCUAGCAGUGAAACCGCCCUUACUUUAAGGGUUUUGGGCUUAAGUACACAAAUAAACAUCAUUCUGAGUGCCAAACGAUUUCUCUUAUAUCAUUGCUCCAAGCGUUCAAUUCUUUUUUCAACCCCUGCGAUUGGGAUGGGGGUUAUUAGCGAAAAAUACUCUAAACAGAAUCACGCGCUCAUAUUCGUAUGUAUCCCUAUCUUUCUUCUCUAGGGGAUAUUCACCCCCCCCUCCCCCCGUUCUACAUCCUUCCCCAAAACCCCCCGGCACACGAUGAUCUUAUGACAGUUGCAGGAAGACGAACAUUCAAUCUACCUUCUCGGGUGGAGGAGGGGGUUAUUAUUAGUUCUCACUCUCAUUCUCUUUGUCUCCUCAUUCCCUUAUUUGCAGAACCCAUGCUGUCAAGAGAUGGCGCUGAAGCUCGACUUUCUAACCUGCGCCACAUUUCAACGAUCAGAGGCGGACUGGGUACUUACGGGCCAGGUGGAAUUGCAUAGGUUACGGGCCAUUAAAGUAUUAGUGUA